AUGGCGGCAGCGUCCACCGGAACAGCAUCUACACCAACAUGGCAAGCUUCACUACAGCAAGGUAUUGCACGGCACAAGAACGACCCAACAGCCAAGUACUGCCAGCUCGCAACGGCGGCGAUCGGCGGCGGGGCUUCCUGCAGAACCUGGGUGUUCCGAGGGUUCUACGAAGACAAGGGUGCCCUCAAGUUUGUCACUGAUAGAAGGAGCCAAAAGGUCCCCGAGAUUGCCGCUGAUCCCGCCGGGGAGGUAUGCUUUUGCCUGAAGAAAACCCGGGAGCAGUUUCGGGUCAAGGGGAGGCUCCAGGUGGUCGAUGCGGGAGAGAGCGACGAGGCCCUGGCCAAGGCGCGGCGACACCAAUGGACCCAGAUUAGCCCGGCCUCGCAAGCUUCCUUCGAGACUUCCUUGAUACCGGGACUAGAGGUCCCGCCGGAGCCGCAAACCGAUCACUCGGACGAUGCUGGAGCUACAGGAACGACGCAGGAGGGAAGCCAGACGCAUCGAAGAGGGGGCGAAGAGGAGGCGAGUGUGAGCGAAGGGGACGCGUCAAGAAGUUCGGUCUCAGACGAGUUUUGCCUGGUGCUGCUGUGGCCGAGCUUCGUGGACCAUCUGCGACUGGUCGACGGGCAGUCGCGGAGCAUUCAUAAGAUCACGGGAGACAGGGACGGGGGAGGAGCGAUUCUGGCAGGCGUAACUGCGGCAGCAGCAAUGAAAGGUGCUCGUGGUGGGACGGACGGGGUACCACAAUCUCCUAUUACUUGGGUGACGAUGGCGGUCAACCCAUGA
Messenger RNA from Ectocarpus siliculosus, 786 nucleotides. Lineage: Eukaryota; Phaeophyceae; Ectocarpales; Ectocarpaceae. The record is from the annotation of a GenBank genome assembly.